AUGUUUCUUUUUUGUGUUGAGGCUGGAUGCUGUCUGUUAACGAAACAGAAGGUUUUUUUCCUUUUAGGUUUUUCUGAAUACCCAAACUUACAGAUUCUGCUAUUCUUUGCAUUCCUGGCUGCUUACUCUCUUUGUGUUUUGGAGAAUGCAUUUCUAAUAAUCCUUGUUUAUUUGAAUUCUCAUCUUCAUACUCCUAUGUAUUACUUCCUCUGUAACUUAUCAUUUUUAGAUAUCUGCUUGACAAGUCUUAUUCAUCCGAGAUUUCUACUAACAUUUCUAAACCUGAGAAUCAUCUCUUUUUCAGAGUGUAUGACACAACUGUACUUCUACAUCUCUUUCCAAAGUUUGGAGUACCUCUUGUUGACUGUCAUGUCAUAUGAUCGCUAUGUGGCUAUCUGUAAUCCUCUACACUACAAUCUUGUAUUGAAUAAGAAGGUCUGUACAGCUCUGUCUGCUGCUGCUUGGCUUGUUAGUUUUGUUGACCCUGCUCCGAUCAUUAAUCAGAUGGCCUUAUUUCCUUUCUGCAAAUCACAUACUAUCAAUCACCUUUUCUGUGACUCUGUCCCUUUACUUACGCUUUCCUGUGGUGAUAUCACUAAGUUAGGAAUUGUUAUACUUAUGGAAGCAGCUUUUUUGGCGUUACCAGCUUUCUUAUUUACACUGUCUUCCUACAUUUCCAUUAUUUCAGUGAUUCUAAAGAUCCAGUCUGCUAAAGGCAGACUCAAAGCCUUCUCAACAUGUUCAUCCCACCUCACGGUUGUAUCUGUGCUUUAUCUAACUCUGGUCUGCGUGUAUUUUCUGCCACCAGCUAAUAACUCUUAUCACAACACUAAAGCGGUAUCUCUUUUAAAUAUUGUGGUCAUUCCGAUGUUAAAUCCUCUCUUGUACAGUCUGAGGAACAAAGAAGUAAAAGCGGCUUUUCAAAAAACUAAUUAG
Messenger RNA from Staurois parvus, 936 nucleotides. NCBI's taxonomy places the organism in Eukaryota, Metazoa, Chordata, Amphibia, Anura, Ranidae. The record is from the annotation of a GenBank genome assembly.